AUGAUGACGAAAAGUAAGGUCAAAAUACUGUUAGCGCUUUUCAUUGCUGGCGGUGUGUUGCAUCUCGUCGUCGAUAAGGGUCAGUUGAUUUACAACAAUUUCGAUCGUAUCAGCACUUAUGUGGACAACGAUCCGUUAGAAUAUGUACUAGCAAAUACGGCUACUCAUCUCGAUGAUGAGGAAAACCACUCUACGUUGCCGUACUUGUUCAGCGACGCUUCCACCGGCACUCGCCUCCCGCAUGUAGACAAAAUAUUGAUUGGAAACGAUACUGAUGGUGAAGGUUUCUCAAAUAUCACGUAUCCGUUGACAUUUCAACCACUGGAGCUGGAAUCGUGUCCUUUGGCGCCACCACGUCUUGUUGGACCCAUUAGAGUAUGGAUGGAUGCGCCAACAUUCUCUUCACUUGAAAAACUCUAUCCACACCUAGAACGUGGUGGCCAUGGACAACCAAAGGAGUGCAGAUCGCGACAUAGGGUGGCGGUUAUUGUACCGUAUCGUGACCGCGAGUCUCAUCUACGCAUAAUGCUCCAUAAUCUGCAUUCGUUUCUCACAAAACAACAACUCGACUACGCGAUUAUUGUUGUCGAGCAAAUUGCCAACCAGACUUUUAAUCGGGCAAAACUAAUGAAUGUUGGGUUUGCCGAGGGCAUGAAACUCUACCCAUGGCAGUGCUUCAUUUUUCACGAUGUGGAUCUUCUACCUGAGGAUGAUCGAAACUUAUACUCCUGUCCAACGAUUCCCCGACAUAUGAGUGUGGCUGUGGAUAAAUUCAAUUAUCGGCUUCCGUAUACUUCAAUAUUUGGAGGUAUUAGUGCAAUGACUGUCGAGCAAUUACAAUCCAUAAACGGUUUCUCAAAUCGAUAUUGGGGAUGGGGAGGAGAGGACGAUGAUCUUGCUGAAAGAGUCUCUACAGUCGGCUAUAAAAUAGCACGUUAUCCAGCAGAGAUUGCGCGCUACAAAAUGAUUAAGCAUGUUCACGAGGAAAAAAGUAAUCCUGUGAAUAGUUGUCGAUACAAGUUGAUGGCUCGAACGAAAAAGGAUUGGAGAAGUGACGGUCUCAACUCGCUCAAAUACAGGGUAGUGAAAGUUGAACUCUUGCCACUG
This is a messenger RNA of Ostertagia ostertagi, 1107 nucleotides long. Lineage: Eukaryota; Metazoa; Nematoda; Chromadorea; Rhabditida; Trichostrongylidae. The record is from the annotation of a GenBank genome assembly.